CUACGGAAAGUAUAUGUUAUUCCCCUUCCAUGUGUAUAAGUUCUAUGGCUGGCCCUAACAAACUGAGGUUAGAUAAUUGCAAAUGGCGUCCAGCCAUAAGAAUCUAUUCCGUUCAGCGGACUCCCUCUCAAUUAGGGGACAGAACUAGGACCACUUUUGUUUCCCGGAGUUCGGCCUCCUUAUCUCUUACUUCGUGCUGAUGAAGCCUGUCGGUGACUGACGGUGUUGCGUAAUUUUAAUUCCCGAUUUUUAUUUUAAAUCGCAGUCUGUCAACUAAUUCUUAAUAAAAGAAAGAAAUAUUCUCAAAAUAAAUUGAAAUAUCACUAUGAGAAAUCGUUUGUAAAUAAAGCAUAUAGCUUAGGUUUUAAUUUACCCAUGAAAUGACACUAGUUUGUGAUUUUGUAAUGUCAAAGUUAUAAACUAUAUUAAAAUAAAACAUGUUUUUUAUAUAUAAAACAUAAAUACAUAUAUUUUAUGUUGGUAUGCGAUCUCGUAAUUUUAGGUUUAAGUCUAGUGGCGAAAGUGUUGCCGCGAAGUUAGGUUAUUUGCCUGUCUAUGUUAUUUUAUAGUUCGUGAUCGUGGUUUGUGAAUCCCCGCGCGUUGCGUUUUAUGUUAGUCGUUCCUUUUUACUCAAACCGUACGUAUCACAUUAUACGAUACUAAAGGAACAUUGUCUACGAUUAUUUAAAUACCUCACAAUAGGCACCCAGCAUUAUUGAGAGCAUGAUUUCUUUAAGAAGACUUUUUGUAGACCUCAUUAACAUCUUCUAAAAACGAUAUCAAUAAGUUAUCUUUUCAUAAGAUGUCUUUCAAAAAAACUCUUUAUGAUAUCUUCCGUGCAAUCGUGCCUCGCGCGGUUAUUUGCGACCAUUUACUUUUAUAUGGCGAAAGGUAUAGCGCUACAUUGCACGCAGAAAUAUUUAUAAAAUACAAAGAAUUACUAUAUAUAGAGAGAGAAUUACUCUUAAAGAGAGAAAGAACUUUGGCGCUAUUUUUCGGUCUCACUCGGCUUUUAUUUUUUCCUAUAAUUUGUUAAUAAAGUUCACUGAGUGGAACAUAACCUGACUAGAAGAGACUAGGAAGAGAGGUAACAAGAAGGAAACAAGAGAAGCUUGUCGAAAUGACAUGAACAAAAUUACACGAUUAUUGGUUACAAUCCAACAAUUGUUGUUAGAUGUCCAUCCCCAUUCUUCACAAGAGAAUGCAAUAAAUUUCAAUUUACCGAUUAGAACGCAUGAAGCACUAGAGGAAUUUAAUAAAUUGUUAACACAAGACUCGGUAUCUUUAUUGCAAUAUAAAAAAUUAAUUAGAACUACAGGAGGAAAAUAUCCAGAACAACAUGUAAGAAAUGUAUUAAAACUUACUCUAACUGAUCAACUAGCUUACAAACUCUCAUGGACAGGACAAAAAAAUAUCAUACAAACGAGAGGCAUGAAAUUUGUUGAUGUCAUUAUCGAAGUCAUUAUCAGUGGUAGUGGAAACAGUAUUUCUUUCCAUUCUAUCCAAACAGUUAUUAAAAUCUGGCUACAGCAUGCUGGAGAUCGGAUCAAUCAAAAUACCAAACGACAUGAAUUGAAGAAAUGAAAUGUUUAGAAAAAUAGUGGAGAAAAAGUAUAAAAUCAAACACC
Molecule: messenger RNA, 1628 nt
Organism: Ooceraea biroi (clonal raider ant)
Lineage: Eukaryota; Metazoa; Arthropoda; Insecta; Hymenoptera; Formicidae
Source: RefSeq, a predicted model, not a curated record